This is a messenger RNA of Dendrobium catenatum, 735 nucleotides long. RefSeq names its product transcription factor EAT1-like. Gene Ontology annotation, molecular function: protein dimerization activity. The transcript has a single exon. The record is from RefSeq and is a predicted model, not a curated record. NCBI's taxonomy places the organism in Eukaryota, Viridiplantae, Streptophyta, Magnoliopsida, Asparagales, Orchidaceae. Gene Ontology annotation, biological process: anther wall tapetum development; regulation of DNA-templated transcription. The annotation marks the transcript as partial.
GGUGAAGCGCAGAGAAGAACCUCGGCGAUGUUCGAGGAUUUGAGCUAUUUGGAUCCUCUUCAUGUGGCCGAGGAGCCCAUAAUACCCUCAUCUCUUGUAGAUAGCAGCAGCAGCAAUGAAUAUUUGUUAGAAGAUCAUAAGAUUCUUCCUUCUUUCAAUCUCGACGGCUCUACCGCCCAGGCGGAUUUAGGCCUCGAUCACAUCAACAAUCAACUCAGCUUUGACGUGGAAGUAGCUUCGCUGCCUCCGCCCUCUUUUGAACUAUCAAAUUGGGACAUUUGUUACAGUGAUCAACUAGCACCGCCAUUAUCGCUACCACAACCUUUGUAUCCCGACCCGAAUUACUUUCCGGGCGGGCCGAGCGUACCCGACCUCCUAAACAUGCUUGAACUACCGCGAUGUGCGGCGAAUCCACCGACGACGAGCUCAAUCUCAUUCGAUGGCAUCUCGAUGCUUUAUGAGCCGAUGAUCGGUGCGAGUAAUUCGAUGGGGAUGGAGAAUUAUGGGUUGUUGCCGCAGAAUUAUGGGUUGUUUUGUGGGUUGGAGGAGAGGGAAGGAGGGAUGAUGGGAAGUGGAGAAGGAGAGAGGAGGAAGUUUGAUGGAGUGUUGGAAUGUAGAAGAGAAUUAAUGGCGAAGGGUGAAAUGAAGGGGAGCUUUGCAACUGAGAGGCAAAGGAGGGUGCAGCUGAAUGAGAAGUUUGCUGCGUUGAGAUCACUUGUUCCUAAUCCCAGUAAG